GGUUUUCCGCUUUCCCUGAAGUUCUUGACAGAUCCUACUUCAGAUUGAGAGAAUUCAAGAUGGCUGCUACAGGUAAGAGUUUAACUUGUAUGUAAAUUAUAUGGCAGCAUUUUCAUGAAAAGCAGGUUUGAUGUUGAUGUGCCAGAUAUACACCGACAGCUGUAUCUUGGAGUUUUGUGCUUGUGAGUAAAAUGAGUGUCUGAAUUGUGUGUUUAGAAGGCACCAGAAGUAGCCAACAAGCUGACGCGGUGGUAACCCCCCCACCUCCCCAAGUUGGCUAACGUUAGCCGGUGUUCUGUCGAGUUGUGCUGCGGUGUUAAAAACUGCUACGGUAGCGUGAAGUCGGAAAAAGAGCUUUCUUUUGGUUAAGAUUGUGGUUACCAACAGGCGCAGAUGUUCUUGUCAAAAAAAAAAUGUUUUUAUAAUCGGUCAUAAAAACAUUAAGUUCUCUGCCGAAGUGUUUUUCACCAGUGUCAUCAAAUUGUGGUUCUAAGACAGUAUCACUUUAUCUGACAUCGCUGCUUAUCGUGUUUUCAUCGUCAAUAAUGAUGUCUUGAUACUUGACAAAUGCAUAUUGAAUUUCACACUUUAAAGGCGCAUCUUGAUGGAAUAUUACUCCAUGGCAAAUACGCUUACAGUGUUUAGGCUCACUUCUAGCUAGGGCGCAGAAUUCGAUAGAACACCCGGCUAGGCGUUUGUUAGCGUUAAAGCUCUACAAAGUGAAGUGAGCUAGCCUCUGAGUUAGCUACAUAAUCUCCUCUCCCACUCCAGUGAGCACUUAGCAAGCCCCGCUAGCUCGCAGAGAUUCCAACCGACUGAAGCGAUAUUAACAAAAGCUCUGAAAGGAACACAUCUCUAAUUGUGAAGCGCAGAUAAUUUAACUUUAAACUCCAUCUUUUUACAUUUAAAAGUAGUUGAAGUGGAAGUCUUGUAACUGGCGCCCCGAGAGAAACAUGGCCUCCCAAAACUCGAAAUGUCAUAUUACAUGGCAGGCAAAUCCCAAUGCUAAGCUAACUGGCUAACGUCAACUACCAUUGCUCUACAAUCGUGUGAGUAGAAAGCAAGAGUGUAACUUUUUCUGUCAGUGUUAGAUUCUUACGAUGUUUUCAGGUUCGGUCCUGUGCAGGUUUUUUUGCGUUGUUGGAAGUGAAUUUAUUUGAUUGUAAACCAAGCUGCACACGUCGUUGCAUAGUUUGUUUGUGCCUUUGAGAUAAAAUAUGUUGUGUGAAGUAUGGUUCUUAUAGCUGCUGCACAGAAGUAUUGUGCCAGGGUUACAGUACAUACUUCACAUAGAGGUGUUUUGCGGAAUAGAUCCCACAUGAGUGUCACCACAGACUCUUAAAACGCAUGGUAUACUGUCCUGCAACUCCUGGUAUCAAAUACUAUCAGAGUAAUAUGCAUGAUUAUAUGAUUAGAUGUCACAAAAACAAAUAUAUAAUUAAUAAUUAAGUGACUUAAGUUACGUUCACUAUUACUUAUUGAAUCUACCCCAAAAAAAUCCUUUUUUAACUCCUCCCUCAGUGACUCUGACACCCUCAGUCAGUAGUCUUUACCUGGACUCUACUGUUUAUAUGCAUACUAUUUUUACUAUUUUGUUUUGUAUAUAGUGUACAUACUUGCAUAUUAUCUCUUUAUUUUUACUUAUAUUCAUCUCUUUAUUUUUACUUAUUUUAUCUAUUAUUUACCUCCUCUGUCUACUUCAUUUGCACUGGAGUUACUGUGACAAAAAGCAAUUUCCCCCUGGGGAUUAUUAAAGUAUUUCUGAUUCUGAUUCUGAAAAUUGCGAGAUAAUUAGUAAAUUAUCUCUCUAAAACCUGUGUUACUUAAAGCUGGCUCCCAGAUACUUAUCUUUUAUAGGGCUGCACAAUAAAAAGCUAAUGACCUUUCAUUGCAAUAUGAACAAUUGCAAUAAACACACAGUUAAGUCUUAUUUUAUAGCAGUAAAUUAGUAACUCAUUAAAGUUUACCGCCAGUAGUUUCUCGCUCUGCAUCUACAUGUUACCUUAAAAGUAGACCUUGGUAUCAUGGCAAACCAUGCUGAUGCAUUCAGAUGAAGCCUUUAUUAACCUCAGAUUUAUUAGUGAUUAUUUAUUGACGAUUAGUAAAACAUGAGGGUUUGAAAAUAGAUGAUAGAGACUUUGUGUUUUUAGCUAAUAUGCACUCACUUAUAAAUUUAGCAUACUUUUUCUUCGUUUUACAUCAUUGAACAAAGUCACUGCGCAUCAAAUCCUUUUCAUAAAGUAAAAACCUUGUGUCAGAUUUGCCUAGAGCUAAACCAAGUGUGGUAAAAGUAAGUUUGUUUGAUUUUAGGAAAAAAUGGUUAUAUAUUACUAACAAGCUAAUUGUUUAUUUUUUUUACGUUUUUUUACUUUCAUGGAAAAAAAACACCUCACCUAGGGCUGGGCGAGAAAGCGAAAAUUUACCAAUAUCGAAAUUUACAACUAUAACUGAUGUCAUUUUGCCCAUAUCAAUAUAUUGGGUGUCAAAAAAAUAAAAAGAUAAAAGUUGUUUUUGGAUGUGUGUAGGUGGGCUAUGGUCUCAUGUCCCUUUAAGACGCUGUCCUAUGUCAGAGACGUGACCCAUCCAGAGGGAAAGACAGGUGAAGAGAUGGAGGACGGUUCAAAAGUUGUAGCGGCUGAAGUAGACAAAGUUAAAGUGGGAGAGGGUGAGCAGCUUGUGGAGUAGUUAUCGAGGUGAACUGCUCAAUAUAUCAUGAUAUUGAUUUGAGGCCAUAUCGCCCAGCCCUAACCUCACCACACAUCUAUGGCUUGAUAUCCUGUAUCUCCGCAUUGUACUAAGUGAGUCUGAUAUUCAUACAUGUAAUUAGAGUGGGAGGAAAACUAAAAUUAGUCAGUCUAAGAAUGAAAUGAACCUGUAUGGUGAAGCAUUAAAAGGAGCUCUCAGGGCUACAGAGCCGUAAAAACCUUUUUUAUGUUGGAUAUGGUUGGAUUUGGGAGACAAAAACGGAUGCAAUUUGAAGUCCUUGUAUAUGCUGUUCUCCUUUUUAACGCCUUGAAUGGCUUACAAGUGUUUUAAUUACUUGUUUUCUUCUUCAGUGAAUCAGUUUCUUUUUGCUUUUGUGAGCAAAAUUAACCUUUCAAGACUUGCCGGUAUUUGCUAUUCAGCAGAAUGGUGAGUCUUGUUAUGCGAGACAUGUUGCUGUCCGUGCUCAGCUGUCAGCAUUUUUUUUGUAGCUUUUGGCGUCACCGUCUCUCCAUACAAAUAAGGGCAGACAGUGUUGAGAAGAGAGCUGCAUCACCCCCUUACCCACUCCACUUCACUGCUCACUGUCAUUUUGUGUUUUUUGUUUCCUCUGUUACUCUAGAACUUUGUCCUCAAGAACAUAUCCUAAAUCUGCAGUGAUCUCUUUUUCAUCAUGGCCCCUUUUGUAGAAUAUAUAACAGACCUAUGUACAAUUACUGUGUAAAGCUGUGUUCUCAUAAUGCACAGCAACCAUUUGCUGUGAAUAGCUUGUAAAAGUGUAACCAAAAGAUCAUUUUGUUUAUGUGCAGUGUUUAAAAACAACUUAAACUGUAAUUUUUAUCCCCAAGCGACUGUACCUGGAUCUCCAGUUCUGCUACUUAAGACCAUAGACUGUAUAAUACAGGACCAACGUGAGACCAGCCACUGUUGAGUUAAAUGUUUUGUUACUAUACAGCAGUGUCACUAUACUAGGGCCUGACCAAUAUGGAUUUUUUGGGGCUGAUGCCGAUACCGAUUCUUGGGGGGUUAAAUCUGAUUACCGAUUAAUCGGCCGAUUUUUUAAAUUUUUGUUAAGUUAUAAAAAUGUACUGUAGAUAUACUGUAGGCUACUGCUCUUCACACCGACAGGAAGAACAACUCAUCAGACUAGGACCAGAAAAGCGUUUUCAACUAACCCCCCGCCGCCGCUGCUGAUCGGUGCCUCUGUGUCUUAACUCGCGUUACUCAUUUCCGGUCCGGUCUCAUCUGGAGACAUGCAGCUACCUCAUUUAGAGAAGUAGCUCGUCCACAUAAUGUGUACUGUUGUUUAAUUCUACCGUUACUGCCACGGCUAACAGUGUAGCAAGGCUAAUAGCAGGUGGCUAACUCUAACUUUAGCUCGCAUAUUACAUAGUGCUUCACCGUUAACUUGCAGUGACCGAGACCAGCACAGCGGGGAACAUCGUGAAGUGGGUUGAACUGAAACUUGUUGACUUAUUGUGUAUUUCACAAACUGGUUUAUGUACCGUUGAGGCAGACCACUCUCCUCCGUGCGUCCCUGAGCUGCCUGCUUCAGAUCCGUCACUCUGCUGUGCUGUGAGGUAGUUAGUGGAUGAAGAUUGUCAUGAUGUCGCUGCGCCAUCUACAGGAUAAGUCAGGAAACUUUUCAAAUAGUAGAACAUUUUUGAAGUGUAACCGGAUCUUAUUCUCGGCAAUUUAUUUCAGAAAAUAUCGGCGAAAAUCGGCGAGUUUCUGCCGAUUACCGAUUAGUCUCAAACGGGCUAAAAUUGGCCGACUUAAUCGGCUUGUCGAUAAAUCGGGCCCUACACUAUACCAAUACUUAAUUAUUAGGACAAUAUUUUUAACAAAAUUGAAUGCUUGAUCUAUUUAUACAGAGUUUAGAUUAACCACUUCUGGUGUAACAGAAUCUGAGUGCUGUAGGUAUUUGCAAGACAUUGCAUCAACAAGGCACACACUUCUGUUGAAAAACCCAGCUUUAUGUUUAUAUCUAUGUUUGCAUCUAUGUGUGUCUUUGCAUCGACUCUAUAUGUAUUAGUGUAAUUGAGGAAAGUAUACAGAAGGCCGUGUGUUCCAACAGUCACUUUUGUUAUCUGGUGUCCAAACAUAAGUGUGUUUGUGUUUUUGCAGGUUCUAAGUAAAGGACCAACUCUUGUGGAUCUCACUGUGCAUGAAGCUCUCCGAAGGUCGUGGUGUCUAAUUGCUGCAUCCCCUUGCUCAUCCUGCCUCCCAUCAUGUCCUCCACCUCCUCCUCCUACUCCUCCUCAGGAGAGACUAGUCCGGAGGAUGUACCCCGAGGUGGGGGCACGAUCCGAGUCUACCUCCCAAACAAACAGAGGACAGUGGUAAGAUAUUUAGCUCUCUGCUUCUCUCCAUCAAUGGCACAGCCGCUCUUGUCUAAUGUUUUUGUUAUUCAAUUACAUUCAUCUAAGAGCUUGUACAAGUAUCAGCAUGCUUUAACUAUGUCCAUGUGUGGUAACGGAGUAUAACAGCCUCUGUGAAAGAACUUCAUCUCUCUUGGCUGUGAGCACGAUUACUCACACAAAACUUGACAUCUUUCUCAGCAUAUCAGUCAGUAAGCUCAUCAACAGUUGGUGUGAGUUUUCACAGAUGGUGCCUGCAACCAUCCUCGGUUUAACUUAUUAGUCUCAUUGGGAAUCAACAUGUUGUUUCAUUGUCUUGUCUUUUUAGCACUUUGCUCGGUUAUACGUUGGAUAUAUCACUGUAUUACUAAUGUCUUUCACUCUGAAGCUGCAUGUUAUUUAUUAUGAUUUUCACAAUACAGAAUAACAGUAAACCUCAGGAAGACCUGCAUACACAACCACGUUCUGUGUCUUUAAGUAAAAAAUUGAAUGGAUUUUACUGUAAUACUUGUUAUUGUCACUAGAACCGUCAACAACCAAGAGUUUUAAACCUUUGCUUCAUCAUCACUGUAUCAUUGUUAUAUGUUUAUUAGCUCUAGAGUGGAAAAUUUUACAUGCCAUAGAUGAUCUACAUGGAGAGUGCACCAACCCGCUAUAACAUCAGAACACAUGGGCAAUCUAAUCCAACUCAAUACAACAGCUCUCCCUCAAAUUCUACUUUCAGGAAACUUUUGGAUUUACAGUUUUUGUUGACAUGAUCAUAAAGGUGAUAACUGGUCUUUAUAUUUAUUUUUAUAGACACAGUAGGUGGCCAUGGUGUACUGGAGUGUCCAAUCCAUUAACAAGCAUGAGGGAGGCAAAAUAAAGGGAACACCUGUUAAUAUAAUGCAACCCAGAAGACAACCAACUCCCACUACAGCUUCAAAAAUAAAUUUAAAGAACAGUUUUAAAUGUUUGCCCAUUUAAAAAUGAAAAAGCUUCCUAAAAAAUCUCUGUUUCUGCCUGGUUUAGGUGUUCUUCUCAGCAAAUCAGUGUUGUACAAGUUUGACACCACAAACAAUUAGAUAUUAUGGUUCUGAGAUAAUCCUCAACCAUUAAAAAUCUAGUUUUGCUUAUUCUUUGGUGCUGGUGGGAAUCAAGCGCAGAACUAGUCUUUUUUGUUUUGUGCACCAAGCAAAAUUUUUGCAAACUUUAUUGUACAGGCACACCAUCUCCUCCUACCCUGACCAGCUGAUAGAAGAACAGACUUGAUGACUUGUACAGACAGAUGUCUGCUUAUAUUUUAGAGUUUUUCAUCCUAGUUCUGCUGAGAUAAACAUGACAGUUAAUUCCUAAUGAUUUGUGAGCCAAUUUAUCACCAAUAAGGAGAUAAAGGUAAAACAUUAUUAGUUAUCUAAAGCACUUUUAAUAUCAUAUAAGUUCCUGAAAGUAUGAGGACUUGAUUCAAAAUUCAGAAAAUGCUUCACAAGGCAACAGAUCAUGAGUGUAAAAUCAUGAACAUUUUUAAAGGGAUGAACAGGCUUGGUGCAGAAAACCAUCCCCAGAUAUCACGACACUGUCUUUUUGCCCCUUAUAUUAAAAGAGAUGUUGCAUAAGUUUAAAAUGUCGCAGUGUAAACAAUUUGCUCAUCAAAUUAAUUCACCACUAGCAGUGUACUGCGUUACAUAACAGGCUUUACAGAAACUAUAUUGUAUUGCUUUUUUUGUGGAAAUAAUCAGCCUGUACAGUCUCCUCUUCCAGCGCAUUAGAGGAAGAGUUACUCCAGGUUAUUCCUACUGAAAAUGAAGAAUUGAACUAGUUAAAUUUAAUCAAUCAAACCCACAUGAGAUCAAGUUCUUUGAAAAAUUCCUAUGAAGUUUUUCUUAUAUUAAUCAUCAAACAAAAACCUGGAUGUAGAAGGUUGGAGCUUUGUUAUGGUAAGUAAAAAUGAGACUUAUUUUGUGAAAAUGAUCUCUGCUCUGGACCAAAGUUCUGUCACAACACGGAUAAUCAGCAGUGUCAACAAAACUCAAUGUCAGCUGUCACUUGUACUUAUCAGUACCUACAGUAUGCUUUGUUGUUAGAGGUAUGCACCAGGCCACUGACUGUCAAUUCAAGGAAACACUUGUUUGACCACAGUUUCUAUUUUCAGGUGAAUGUUCGCCAAGGACAGACUGUGCACGAGAGUUUAGAUAAAGCCCUUAAAGUAAGAGGCCUAAGCCAGGAGUGCUGCGCUGUGUUCCGCCUUUUGGAAGGGUAAGAAUAACUUUUACCAUUUUGUUAAAAUUAGAUUUGAUCUGGGCCACCAAUCCCAUAGGAGUCAUAAACGAAGAAAAUUCACUCUCUUCUUCUGCAUGUCAUUUUUACAACAUGUCUUGAAGCUGAAAGUGAACACUGUGGGUCUGUCAAUGGUCCACAAACAUACAGCACUGGAACAAGAGGACAUUAAGAAAACCCUUAAAAUCCUUCACACUUAUUGAGGGUUUUCCAGGGUAUCUGUUACAACAGCAUCAUUUACCUUUUAGAGUCAUGUGACACAGUGUAGAAUCUUUCUAAUCUACAUUUAGAAAUGAAGACACUUGACUUCGGAUUUAAAAAUAGAAAUGUCUUUUACUGAAUGAAAACCCCACAUAUUACCUCAUUCAGUACAUAACGUAACAGAUUUUUCUGCUGAAAUUCCUGUUAAACUUCCUGUUUACAUCAAGGUGCAUUCUGGGUAAUGAAGUCCCUUUAAUCAACUUAAAGCUUUGGCUCUGAAAUAAUGCUUUUACUCCUCUAACCAAUAAUGAAACAUGAAAUGAAUAAUGUUCAAAUGAAACGCUUUUGCUUUUUACCUUCCAUUCAAAUAAACUGUUCCUCGAUGAAUUAUGAACUUAAUAGCUUAUUUAAUUUUUGAAUUCUCUAUCAGUUAGAGUUACAACACACAGACCCAGUGUCCUGUCAGGUAUAUUUUGAAUUAAUGGGCUGCAUUUAAGUAAUAUCAGACAGAUUUUUUGCAGUUGAUUAAAGAUGGUUAACAAGAAGGUGUUAACAGCGUGACCUGACCAACAUCACAUAUCAUGGAUGUGACUGUUGUAGGUAUCACAAUCAGGAGGGUCAAAGACUGUAUGUCAUUUCCCAUUUUCCACCUUAUGUCAAAGUGUAUAGAAAGCAAACAUGGAUGCUGAAUGACGAGACAAAUUCAAAUAAGUCCAUUUAUGAUUGAUCAAAUCUGACUACUGGGUCUUUCAAGUUUUUUGUAGUGAUUUAUAAUUACAGUCCCCGUUAAGUUUGCAUUCAUGGUUCUCUGACUUUUUCAAGUUUGCAAGCGAUUAUCAAGCCAGUGUUUCCUCUCUACUUCAGACGCUAGUAGGUAAUCGUGUUCUGUGUACUUAUGUGCUAAUUCAGUGGCCCUAAAGCCAGCCAGCAUUCAGCCAUAACACUACAAACAGUAAGGACAUGCUAACACUAGCUGCUAUGGGUACUGUGGCAUUUACCCACCACCUACCUUGGUAUAAUGUGCACAAUGAAAAGAUCUAGCUUAACAGUAAAGCAUAUUUUCCUCAUGAAAAGUCCUUAGUUACAUAUCAUUGUAAUUUCAGGAUACCUUAAAAUAAUUUAAAAGAAACCAAAAGUUUUGAAAUGUAGGUUUCUUUUUAAACUUUAAUAUGUUAAGUAUUCCUUCAUUAAAAUGUUCCUUUUCUCUUCUUCCUGCUUCUCCAGGCGUAAAAGACUGACAGACUGGGACACGGACAUUACCCCUCUGGUUGGAGAGGAGCUUUUAGUCGAGGUCCUAGAUGAUAUCCCCCUCACCAUGCACAACUUUGUAAGUAGCAACAAUGAAAACCCCGGAUGAGAAUUAAAAAGUGCAAGUGUAGAAGUGAGUAUUUUGUCAUCUCUCUGUCUGCGUAGGUACGGAAAACCUUCUUCAAACUUGCCUACUGUGAUUUUUGCCACAAGUUUCUUUUUAAUGGAUUUCGGUGUCAGACAUGCGGCUACAAAUUUCACCAGCACUGCAGCAGUAAGGUCCCUACUGUGUGUGUGGACAUGGAUACAGUGAGCAAACGGUGAGAAGCCGAGAAGAAGUGGUCUGAGAAGACAGUGAAUAAAUCAACUAACCUUCUUACUCUUUUUUUAAUGAUAAUGGAGGAUACCAAUUAUUCUGUUAGUCUUCUUGUACAUAACUUUAGCUUCCCUCUGUCUUAAAACUCAUUUCCCUUUGCCCUCAUUCCAUCCCCAUUCUUCUUUGUUGUUUUUUAAGGUGUGAUUCCACUGCUUGCACAGAUGAGUACCCACGGAUACUACUGCCAGAUAAUUCCCCAUCACAGAGCAACCUAGCCUUAACCCCUGAGCCUUCUGGGUAAUCUACCAUAGUGAAGAGAAAUCUAUAUUUUAAAGGGACUGUAUGUUAUCAGUGAUAUGAAACUACAACUCUCAAUGUCACACAACUUCAUUCAUGCAUUUUUCUUAGGAUGGACCUCCUGUCCCCGACCUCAGCCUUCCGCUUCCCCAUGCCGGCUGGAGACGGACAGUCUUUACAAAGGCAUCGCUCCACCUCCACUCCCAAUGUUCAUAUGGUUAGCACAGUGGGCCCCGCCGGUGUCAGCAUCAUAGAGGUCAGUGUUGCCUCAGUGACCGUGUUUUGAUUGUUCAGUUUAUCUACUGUUCAUGAUCAUGUUCAGCUUUUCACUACUGAGAUAGUAACUUUGAUCCUUCGUUAGUUACAUCCACAAGUUUAAACGUGUUGUAUUAUUUCCUUUUUGUUCUCAUGUAUGCAGAGUUUGGAUAUGUCUGUCUUAGGCCCAAUCCCAAACCGACCCCUACACACUCGGCCUUCACUACCGAGCGUCACUCGUAAUCAAGUCACACUCGCAGCUGUGGAGUGCGCCUCAAAUUAAGUGGGCGGGUAUAAACAAGGCAGGCCGGUAUGGAACGCCCUCGUCACUCCACCGAGAAACAACAGAAAGAUUCAUCGCCAUAGUAACACAAAGACGCGUCCUGUGCAAGGCAGCGUUUCUUUUCUUAGUAAACAGACAUCAUGUACAGUUCUGAGCCGCACCAGCUGCCUCAUUUCUUCAUCCUCCCAGUGAAAUCAUAAAUCCAUUAACCAUCACAGUGACAGGAACUAAAUUAUACUUCUGAUUGUUAGUGAUUCCACACAUCUUUGAACCCCUUUAAAAUUUGACGUGCCUGCACAAUCAAAUCAAACCCCAGCACAGAGUAAGAUUUCCAACUUCUGCUUGAUCUUCCCAAACCACAUAUUUUGUGAUUUCUUUUGUCAGGAAGACAAAGGUGGACACAUACGGAACUUAUAUUUGUUUAUUAUUUCCUUCUACUCCAUUUUUGCCGGCACACUACCUGCAAAUCCUGUUAUGAGUCUGCAUCGGUGCAGACUCAGUAUUAAAGGGCUGAACGGUCCACUCGCCCUUCUCACUCUGUGGUUUGGGACGGCCUUCAAUAUGGCGGAGCUUUCGCUGGGACGUGCAGACGGAGGGGGAGUGUAUAGGGCGAGUGUUUAGGGGGCAGUUUGGGAUCGGGCCAUAGUCAUGAAAAAACCAUGAACAACCCACUUUUACCCAAACGUACAUGAAGGGUCUGUGUGUUUUGUUUUGUUUUUUACAGGAAGCACUAAAAUUCAACAACACAAUGGGUGAGUUUAUUUAAAGUUUUAAUAAAUUUCAGUUUCAGAUUUGGUAUUCAUUCAAAAUAUUUCUCGUAGUAUUGUCAUCUGUUAAGUUUUUUCAAGUUAUCCUUUGUCCUGCCUCUGUGUUGCUGCAGGCCCUGAGCCCUCACCGAAACCUUCCACCAGCCCACCAUCGUCUCUGGGCUCUCCAGGGAGGAGACCCCCCAAGUCACCAUCAGAGCACAAGGAGCGCAAGCCCUCCUCAUCAGAUGAUAAAAAGAAAGUGGUACGAGGCGUUUGACUCCUAAACUGAUAAACAGGCAGCAAAACAAAUUCUUGAAUACUCCGUUUGUUGUGGUUUUUUUUGUAGCUUAAAACAUUAACGUUGUGUUUCAGCACCGAGGGGGCUACAGAGACUCAAGUUACUACUGGGAGGUCCACUCAAGAGAGGUCAGCAUUCAGAAGAGGAUAGGGGCCGGCUCUUUCGGGACCGUCUUUAAGGGCAAGUGGCAUGGAGAUGUGGCAAUCAAGAUCCUUAAAGUCACAGAGCCGACGCCUGAGCAGUUACAGGCCUUCAAAAAUGAAAUGCAGGUCCUACGGUAAGAAAUGACUUUUUUUCACAACCCCAUGAGUCUAUAACUGGGAGAGAAAAAAAGUCAAACUCGACGUCUUUUCCACCAUGAAAAUAUUUCUCAUGUAUCUAUUACAAUCAGUGAAUGAUAAUGUUAUCUCUUUGGAUACCGCUGACCACUGCCUCUCCAUUUGCCAGACAUUAAGGUUCUUCUGUCAUACGAAAAAUGAAAGGGGAAAAAAAACAUAUUUUUUGCUCUAAGGCAUCCAAUCUAACAAUUGUACAGGGAUUAACUGACAAUUUAUUAGAGUAGAAAAAGAUUUCAGUCAAAAGACUCAUUUCUAAUCCCUGUAUUGCUCAGAUUUUUCAUUCCUGAUCUUGAAAGAGCAAAUGUGAUAUCUCGACUAUAACGGCCGUCUAUUUUCUCCGCAGAAAGACCCGCCACGUCAACAUCCUGCUGUUCAUGGGCUACAUGACUAAGCCCAACUUUGCCAUCAUCACGCAGUGGUGUGAAGGCAGCAGCCUGUACCGCCAUCUGCACGUCACGGAAACCAAGUUUGACACUAUGCGUCGCAUCGAUGUGGCCAGACAGACGGCACAGGGCAUGGAGUAAGACUCGAGGCUUAAUUUAACUUUGUUUUCUACAUCUGAAACCCCCUCACAAAUCACUACAUGUCAAGUGUGCAUUUUUCCUGAGUAAUUCCAACACAACGGCUUUUUUGCACUUGAUAGAAAUGGGUGUUGAAAAAUUAUUUUACUUACGAUAACAUCAACAUGUAAUAAACUAGUCUGUUUUUGAACAGUUAAACCCUGAAUGCCACAGUAGAAAUAAAGAGCAUGGCUAUUCCGGAGGUAGAACCUUUGAUCAAAAUGCACAGUUUGGACCUCGUUUUAACAAAUACCUUUAGCAAAAAACACUUUUAAAAACUGUUAAGUUAUUGUUUUUUAAUGUUUAACUUGAAACCAAAUGUGUGUCUGAUUUAGUGUGUUUAAAAAUGACAUGUAAAACAAAGAACAAAUCCAAAAGUUUUAAAGGCUUUUUCUCUUCAAAUCAAAGAAUCUGGGAUUCUCAAUUCAUGAAUUUAAUUCUUGGUAUCCCUCUUUUGUUCCCUUAAACAUAACAAUCUCACAGCAAAGAAAAAAUAAAAGCCUCAUAACAUUUUUAUUUCAUUAUUAUUAUUAUUAUUUUUUACCAGGGCUUAGGUUAUGAUGAACGAUUAACUGUGAUUAUGGCAAACAUCAAAAUGUUCCAGAGACUGAAAACAAAAAUCCCCAGUUCCUUUUUAUCCUCCGUCCAGUUCUCUCAUAAAGGCACAAAAAAGCCCUAAAAUAAAAAGUAAAACAUUGCAGUACGUGACACUUGAUUAGUCCAAAGAGUAUUUUCUUUUUUAUAGAUAUACAGUGGAAAUUCUGUGAUUAGUUUGCAGAAACGUAUAGAUAUUAAUAACCAACUCACUUUAAAAGUCAUUUCCAGUUCAGACCACAGACGACAGCUGUAAGUAUCCAUCAUGGUGACUAUGGUGAGAUCCAGGGCUGGCACUCUGGGCUGUCUGUGGUCAAGUGUCACAAGUUAUGAAAGAAGUAGUGGCCCUGUUUCUGGAUGCUCUAACAGAACAGUUCAGGUGGAAGUCUUGCAAAAUGUUUUCUGUGAACACCAUAAAACUAUUUAUAAGUUUAUACUGGCACUGUCUAAUAACCUCCGUUGUUUCUGUCUUUUUCAGUUAUCUCCAUGCAAAGAACAUAAUACACCGAGAUCUGAAAUCGAACAGUAUCCUUUGUUUGUUUUGUUGUACCUUUUGUUGAAAUGCUUUCACAUGACUUACAACCACAAUGACUUUUGUGUCACAGUCAGUGUUCUGUGGUGAGCUAAAGCUUAACCACUUGAGUCUUUUAAUAGGCUGAUAUUUAUGAAACGAUCAACAUGCAGGUACAGAAACAUGUUCAGUGUUUUCUGUGCUCUUUGGCAUGUUGGUUUUGAAAUCAAGCUCUCACAUUAAGUCCUGCAGAUCAUGUUGCAUUUAUAGGAAGUCGCCAAAUUUGAGAAAUUGCAGCCAUGACAUUUUUCACAUCUAAACAAUUGAGUGUUGACUUGGUGUGUAAAAUACUGUAUUUCUCUUCAAACAUAUCUCAUUUCCUUGUAGUGUUUGUUGUGAUGACUUUGUACACCAGUCCUCUGUAAAUAUGUCCUGAGCUCUGCUGCUAGAUAUCUUUCUACACGAGGGCUGGACUGUUAAGAUCGGGGACUUCGGUUUGGCCACAGUCAAGUCUCGGUGGAGCGGCUCUCAGCAGGUAGAACAACCCAGUGGAUCCAUUCUGUGGAUGGUAAGUCUCUCCUUGCCUGAUUUGUCCAUUGAAAAAGAGAUGUAACUUAAAUGAGCGUGAUUUAUUAAUUGAAAUGAUAUAAAAUGAAUACGAAGGAAAUGUAAGGCUGUUUAUCACACUUUGUACACAAAAUGACUCAGGAGAUUUAAGGCCUGCAUCAAGUAAUUGCAGGUUUUGAACUAGCUGGACCCACAACCUCAACUUCGGAGGGCCUCUUAGCAAACCGUACUGUUGCUAGGUUACAGAAGUUGUCCUGCAGCACUUCUGCUUUCCGAAGAAGUGGUUGGUACAUCAAAUCUGAAUGUAAAAUUUGUUUUUAAUUACUCCUGCUGCAUUAUUUAUCCUUUAUUGAUAGAAAUUUUAUUCCAGCAUUUGCAACUUGAGUUCCAACUCUUCUCAAUAUUUCUUUUGUCGUUGAAGAAAUGAGGCGACAAGCUUGGCAAUGUUUCCAUAGUUUUUGUCUUAACCUGGGAUUGCACUGCGACAAGAACAUUUCAAUACACCGCUUAACAAAUGUUUUGUUGUUUUUAACAUUUCCGUUCUCAAAGGCACCAGAGGUGAUCCGAAUGCAAGACACCAACCCCUACACGUUCCAGUCUGACGUGUACGGCUAUGGAGUUGUGCUUUUUGAGCUGAUGUCAGGGACCCUGCCUUACUCCAAUAUCAACAACAGAGACCAGGUUAGUCAUAUAGGUGUACCCAUUUUUGUAAUACUAGUAUAUUACAGUGCUGCCUUGUGUUAAAAUACAACUCAUUGUGCGUAAGAAAGCAGUAAACAGUAUGCAGGUGCCCAGUGUUUGCGUGUGUGUUUACAAAAUAUUCCUCAUGAAAAAUAGAAAGCUGGUCAGUUUUUCCAACUCUACUGAAAAGGCCUGGCGUCUUUGCCCCCAAGAUCACCUGAGAAAAGUGUUUAUAUAUAAAAAAAGAAGUAGAGCUCUUCUACUAAAUAUCAAGAAUGGUCACUGAGUCCAGCUUCAAUUAAAUCUAUAUCCAACCCUUGUGGCAUGUAACGGCUUUUCCCAAUCUGUAAAGCUCUAACUUACUCAUUAACACUUUCCACCUUUCUUUCCUGUUUCAGAUAAUCUUCAUGGUUGGACGUGGUUACUUGUCUCCAGACCUCAGUAAGCUGUAUAGUACCUCACCCAAGUCGAUGAAAAGGCUCAUCGUUGACUGUCUAAAGUUCAAACGUGAUGAGAGGCCGCUGUUUCCACAGGUAAGUAGUUUAGAGUUAACACAUUUGAAACAGUCUGGGGGGAUACUUAGCUCGAGCUCUACUGGUAACACAAAACUUCAUCAAAAUCUAAUAUAGAUCCAAUUUUAAAAAGUAUUCAGAUUUCUUUGAUAUUUUCCACAUUGUGUAAGUUUUUAAGGUUACUUCUCUACCUACUGCAUGAACACUUUUUACCCCCCAAAACGAGUCAAAACACAAAACACACCAAGAACAGGACUGCAGCCUUGACACUUGUAUCUUUGAAAAGGUUUCCUCAAUUUCUGUCGGUGAUUUGUUCUUUAUUAAUCCAUAAAAAAGACAGAUGCUUUGGGUUAUGCUAGAGAUUUCAUAACAUGUUUGUGAUUGUGUCAGUAUGUUCAUUACAAAUGUUUGUAGUCGUCUAAUAAAAAGGUAGUGUUUCUCAACGAUAACCAUGUCUUGACUGAAUCUUCAUCACUUGUAAAUCUGCUGUUCAUUGAAAUGCUGACAGUUUACCUGCUUUCCUCUGUUCUCUCAUUAGAUCCUGGUAGCCAUCGAGCAGGUUCAAGAUCUGCUGCCAAAAAUCGAGCGGAGUCGCUCCGAGCCGUCGCUCCAUCGGGCCGUCCAUGCUGAAGACCUGAACCCUCUCCUGUUCCACACCACCAGGCUGAUGCCUCUCUAAGCCCAGAGAGGCCCUCACCCUGUCCACAACCACAGCAUUCCAGUGCCUCAGAGAGGCUACAGGCUCCCUGUCCUGACAGACCACCAACCCCCCCACACUUAACCCUCUUCUCCUGCGAAGCCCCCGGAGAUGCAGCUCUCAACGUCAAAUGUUGUAUCUUCAGAAAUAAUGUCUUUUCUGUGAAACCAGUAACAAAGAUCUGCUGAAAGGUAAACAGUGUCUACUGGUACUUGAAGCAAGGUGAAACGUGUCCAACGAGAAAAGUCAGUGAACUGGUCAGCAUGCACCAGAUAAUCUAACCUAGUUUUGAACAUCUUACCCAGCAUGGUCUGGGAAAAAAAGAUCUGAAAAUCCACAUGAAGAAAUCUAUGGACACAGCUGUCUGAUGGAUAGAAAGGAACUUUUUUUACUUCGAUAUUCUCUGUUGAGUCUUAAAACUGUUUUGAUUAAGAACCAAAUACUACAAACUUGGCAAACCUGUUAAAGUACCUACCACUAAAACAGAGUCAGGCCUCCUCCUGAAAAUAUCAAACAUGAAAAUUAAGAAGAUUUAUUUUGUUGCUCUGGGAUUCUUUCCAGUCCUACAAAGAAGAGCAAUAAGGGGACACCAAAAAAACUUUUUAGACUUAGUAGUUAGACUAAAGGCCAAACAGCCGCUCAUAUUGUCUCAGCCUGUUCAGGGUGUUAGUCAAACACCUGAACUGUUUUUGUUUUUAUUACAUUUCCAAAUCACUCUAAUAAUUGUGAAACUUUAUUUUCAGGAAUUAAAAAGCAACAGGGUACUAUCAUUUUCUGUUUUUGUCAAUACAGAUUCCACUCGUGUGACAUUGGAAGUACUUUAACUGAUUCCUAGUUCAUAAUGUUCAUAUUUUUAAUGUCACUCUCUAGCGCUUGGACUAUCAGCAGCUGGGGGAGCGGGAGGGGGGUGUUCAGGUGGUGGUUGGUGGUCUGUUAACUGGCCUUGCUUCUCUGUAUAUUGUUUGUGAUAUGCACAAAGCAUAACAGAUCUUACUGUCUGCAUCAGUCGUCAGAGAUUGUCGCAGAUCAGAUGUUUUAAAUCUUGAUAAUUUAUGUUGUAAAAAAUAGGGGCUGGGUACCCUUGCACUGUUCUUACUCAUUCCAGUGAGAUUGGCGGAUCGUGGUAAGGGGUGUCGGUGACAAGUGGGGGGUGGUAGGAUGGAGAUUUUUUUUCUUUGUCGCUUUUAUUUAUUGAAGUCUGCAGAUAUUCUGUUCUGCAACUGCAGCUCUUAAGAGAUAGAUAUAAUGUUUACAGAGUGAACGCUCUGUGCAACAUUCACAUCACGGCUCUAUAACAAGAAUGUUCCUAAAGGCAUGGUACUGUCCGCUCUUUUGAACGACUGUCAGUCUGAGACUGUCUCCUGUUGGGGCAUUUUUCACAUCUUUUCCUGUAAACAUCCUGAGCACAAACCAGAGGGGUGUACCACAAAGGGAGAUCUAGGUCUGUUGAGCCUAAACCCAGAGCUAAAUCACCACGAAAACCAACUGAACCUAAAUUGAUCAGGAUCCAGUUAUGGUCAGAUGUGAAGUUCUGUCAUUACUUUACAUUGUCUGUUUGACACAACGGAAACAAAAUGAUUGACUUGUCUAUCAAUAGUUAUUACAGAUUAUCUGAAUGAAUAGCCACACCGAAUCAGACAUCUAUUCUGUCUGUCUUUCUUUUUUUCUUCUUUUUUUUUGCAGUUUUUUACAAAGUGGAGGUAUUCAGAGUAAUUGUAGUUUCCACCAGUACUGCUAGAAUUGUGUAUUGUAAAAGAUAAUGACUAUUACAUGACUAUGUAUUUAAAAAGUAACUUAUUUUCUGCAACAACAACAAAAAAAAUCCUACCGUAGUCACAGCAGCAGGAGUGCAGGAACGUUGAAUUCAUUUUUAUUUUAUCAGUUUAGCUGAGGCAGCUCCUUGUCGUCUAGUCAGCUCAGUCAAAGAAAGUCUAUGUAUGUCGAGUUCACUUUGUGGUAUACCCCCCACCAGAUAUCAGACAACUGUUUAUUGGGUUCCACUACAAUUGCAUUUAUCAAUGAAAACACUUCAGAAUACUGUAAAAAGGAUUAAUUAUACGGUGGGCACUUUGUAAACUCGAGUGUUUCAUGUGAUUUGUAAGAAACGAGACCAUGUUUUCUAAACGAGCUGCUUUUUGUAACUUCCAGCAAUAGCAAAGGACAGAGUGUCUCCUCUGAAUUUCCACAGUGCAAGAUCAGGAGUGUGUUAUAAUAAUGUUGCACCAGCUUUCCUGUGAAUCAGUGUAAUAAGUGCAUCACCACUCGCUGCAGUGGAGGACUCUGGAGGACACUGAAUCAGUUUGGCUCAGUUUUGUGUUAGCGUAUUGUCUCUUUUAAAAAAAAAAAAGGACUGUGUUUCUAUGGUGAUUAACAGAGGAGGAAACAAGUGCCACAGUUACUGAAAAUCCCUGUUAAAAUAGACCUGAAAGUCACCAUACAGGACAAUGUGCUGCCUGCACCAGAAGAGGAAAAUGGGACUUUAACAUGACUGUUUGGUUCAGAAGAGAAGAGAACUGUAUCAGUGUAGUCUUUCUUUUUUUUGUCUUUCAUAUCUCUAGGUGACUUGCAAUACUUGUGUUUAUAGUUUCUAAGGUGUCAGGGGGUGUUCAGUUUGCAAUAAAUGGUAUAUUCUGCUGUGUACAGUUACAUUUUUUUUAAUUACAAAAAAAUUGUACUUGUUUCUAUUUUUUGUGUGAUGGUUUCAAAAAGAACAAAAUUAUUUUAAAGUGUAAAGGAAAUCUUAGUAUUUUUUUAGUUUCUUUUUGUCUUAAAAUAUUGAUGCAGGAUUUAUUCUUUAAAUAAAUAAAUUCAUAUGUGUUAUUUGCGG
Messenger RNA from Xyrichtys novacula (pearly razorfish), 18253 nucleotides. The record is from the annotation of a GenBank genome assembly. NCBI's taxonomy places the organism in Eukaryota, Metazoa, Chordata, Actinopteri, Labriformes, Labridae.